Molecule: messenger RNA, 4041 nt
Organism: Durusdinium trenchii
Lineage: Eukaryota; Dinophyceae; Suessiales; Symbiodiniaceae
Source: the annotation of a GenBank genome assembly
AUGUCGGUGGCUGCCACUCGUCGCUUGCAACGGGAAUUGCGGCUGGUGCAUCGAGAACCUAGCUGGGGAGUCUCAGCAGCGCCACUGGAGGAGGAUUUGUACACGUGGCAUUGCAAUGUCGCUGGACAACCACCGUCAGGUGGCCCACCCGUCAUUCUGCACCUGGAGCUCACAUUCGGUGCUGACUAUCCCGUGCGGCCCCCGCGGGUGGAGGUGCUUGGAAGCACCGUAACGCAUCCGAAUGUCUUCUCCACCUUUAUUUGCUUAGAUAUGCUUGAGGGAGGGGAAUGGGCUGCUGAUGAGGAGAAGCGGCGACCUUACAUGGGCUGGAGCAGUGCGUAUAGCAUCUUAGCCAUUCUUCGGCAGCUGCAGACCUUCUUCUUCGAAGGUGAUGGCACUCAAUGGUGGAAGUGUCCACGCUGCACACUUCACAACCCCAUGAAGAGCAAGCGAUGUGAAGCCUGCGACCACGGACGUGGAACGCUUAAAGCCAUUGGCAUCGAAGUGGAGCACAUGGUGGGCUUCGAGUGCCGAUGUGGACAUCGUCAUGGCGGAGCUCAAUGGCCUCCAUUUCCCCAGAGCGUGGAGUGUGAUGACGCCCCCGUGGCUGCUGUGUUGCCGGAGGCCUGUGCGGAGAGCUCCUGCGUGAUCUGCCUGGGGCACUUGGACGACGAAGCGCGUGGCGCGCUGAAGGGUGCACCGGCCGCCCGGCCCUUGGCACAGCUGGUGGAUGCACGAGGGCAGGUGGUGUGCAAGCAUUUCUUCCACCUGCCCUGCGCCAAGCAGUUGCAGUCGCGGUUUUGCCCUUUGUGCCGCACAGCCUUCCGAGAAGUUGCUGCCUUGUCGGACACCCCUGUGAUCCAGAGAAGCCGGGCCAGCUAUAGCAGUGAGCCACUUUGCAAAGAGGCACUUGUGAGCAUGGCACGCUUGGCCAGCUGGCCGUUGGGUGUGGUCAUUCAAAUGAUGUCCUUCCUGCUGCGACGGGAGCGCGUGGGCGUGGCCUUCGCCGUGCCAGCCUGGAAGGAAGCGGCUCAAGCGCCGGUCUUUUGGGAAGCGCAAGAAGUGCAGUGCUUCCAUGAAAAGACUGGGCCGGACGAGGACGUCAUCGGCAUCGGCGUCCUGGCCCAGGGCCGCGGCCGCUUGGCGACGUUGACGGCACACUUCGAUGCGAUCUCGCGGACGGCCUGGCAGGGAGGCUUGCGCAAGGCUGCAUGGAAGGAGCCCUUAAGCCACUGGUUGCCUCUCUUCAUCCACCAGCACCACGCCGACACGGCCGCGUCGCUGCUGACGGAGUGCCUCCACGUGUUGGCCGAAGCCUCCGCGCAGCAGGAGGACUCGCACAUUCCGCCGCUGAUCUUCCAGGCGUUGCAGAACCGCAGAGUCCAGGCGGUGGAUGCCAUCGUGGCCUUUCCGGAGAUGAUGCAUCAGCUCUUGAAGCAGGUGCUUUAUGGAGAUCGACAUGCUUCUUUGAAGCUAUUGAAGGGCUACUUUGUGAUGCACAGAUUGUUCUUGCAUUGUUGCGAUCAGUGGCCCGAGAUCCGUGUCGCCGCGGAUAUGGCUCUGAAACAAUUCAUCUCCUCGCCUGAAGGUCGCACCAAACAGGCGACGCCAUGGCUCGCCUACAUCUUGCAACUACUCACCGUGUCCAACGUCGGUUGGGAAGAGGUGAAGGAAGCGUUCCUGCAAGAAGCCCUGGCUCGCGAAGUGCAGUUCAUUUUGCCACGAUAUCCGAGCUAUUGUCCGAGCAGACCGGGUGAAAGCGGAGAAGACCAGGUGGAGGAGUCAAGCAAGAUGACCAGCGAGUGGAGCAUCGUCGCCUCCAUGCUGGGCUCCGACCGUGCGGGCGGCGGCGACGCCGAGCAGUUGACGCCCGAGGCCUUCCAAGGAGCUCGGCGCGGAUGGACGUGCAUCGCAGGCGCGGUGCGGAGAGGUUCCAGCGCCUUUUCCGUGCACAUCCGCUCGAUGCCGGCCGACAGCGUGAUCCGCAUCGGAUGGAUCCGUGCGGAGGGAGGCUUUGAGGAUGGCUGGGGCUUCCAUGCCUCCGAGUGCUACGGGACGGCUUGUGGCUGGAAAGCUCAUGAAGGUCGAUGGCAGCGCUAUGGAACAUUCUUCCAAGAGGGUGACACCAUCACAGCGAUGGUGCAGAAUGGAUCGAUGAGCUUCCUGAAGAAUGGCCGUAACUUAGGUGUGGCCUUCCACGUCCCGGUCACGGAGACUCUCCGCCCCGCUGUGGCUCUCCGCCGCCGCGCCGAGGUCUUUUUCCUGACCUUGGUGCGUCCAGCCGAGAGUCCUCCAGAUUGGUCUCGCGUGAAGGCAGAGUACGACAAACGCUAUGGCUUCCCUGCGCCUGAGAUGUCCGCAGCUCUCUUCGACAUGUUCAGUGAAGUUCAUAAGAUCCGAGAUCUGCCAGGGCAUGUGGCCUGGCCGAAGUUCUUGAGCCUCCUGGGCUUCGAGGAACUGUGUAUGGAGAAGCUGCAGCUGCUCCUGCGCGAAGCCUUCGACCGUGCCAAGGCCCAAGGCUACAAGCAGGGCCACAAGUGGCUUUGGCGCUUCUUGCGCCAGCGGGACUUCAAGCGCUUCGAAGCCAUGCUGGAAGCCAUGCAGAAUCGGGAGAUCCUCUUUGAUGAGGUGACCUACAACUUUGCGAUGUACGGCAUUCUCCUUCAUCCCCGGCAAGAGGACGAACUGGCUCGACAGGCCUUCUUAGACAUGGAAGAGGAUGGGCGUUUCCAUCCGGCCUUGCUGCGACUACACCGAGGCUUUCUGGAGUCCUACUUCGAGCUAAAAGAGGUGGACGCCACGCCCAAUCCAAUGAACCUGCUGAAGGAUGCGACGGGGCCGAUGUUGAGUGGGAAGGGCCCGGAGCUUCAGAAAGCCGCUUGGAAGGUCUACUACAUGCCGCACAACAUGGGCCACAAUGAUGGCGUCAAUUGCAUGGUCAUGGCUGAUAACAAGAUUUUCUCUGGAGGCCGAGAUGAAAACUUGUUCGUCUGGCGCGCUGAGAAGAGCCCCUCAGGGGAGAUGCAGUUGGUACAGGACUGGGCGCCAGGGCUGGACCGCCGGAUCGCUCCGGCCAAGAGCCGGCGAGUCUUCGGCGAAGACCGGGCAAGCCCGGGCAAGCCCUUCGCUCGCGGGUCCCGGACAGGUCGUGUCUGGGAAAUCGAAGGCAUCAACAAGUCCCAGACGACUGUGCUCCAAUCCACUUGGGCUCCAGCAUCACUUCGCUAUGCUAUGAAGCUUCAUCCACCUGGUUGUUUUGCGGCCUAUGGAGCGGAGGAGCAGCUCCUGGGCCACCGGCGCUCGGUGACCUGCUUGACGGUGCACAGCUCCGUGCUCAUCUCCGGAUCCAAUGAGGGCACCGUCCGGCUGUGGACCUGCCCGGAGACCCGGAACUGCUUGCGAGUCUUCAAUGGCGCUCUGUGGGUGGGCGGGCAGCAAGGCAUCACGUGCUUUGACCUGGAGUCCCUACAAGCGCGAGGAACCAUUGCUUCUCAAUAUCCGGUCACAGGACUCCUCCAAUUUCAGAACUUCAUGAUCGCGACCUUCCGCAAUGGCGAGGUCAGUAUUUAUGAUGCCUCAGGGGCACAGAUCUUCAACCGUCAGCCGAUGGGGGAGCAUACCUCGAACACCGCGUUGGAGCUGAUGAUGCACCCCACAGCCAACAAGCCCAUGCUCUUGUGCGGCCAGACCUUGGGAUAUAUCACCGCAUAUGACUUGCCCGAGUUCCGUCCACGAGGGAGCUUUUGCUGUAAAGAUCGUUCAGAUGUAAAGGCCAUCGUGGACGCGCAGCCUGGAGGGAAGAAAGCGGACCUGGACCAGGGCCGGCAGAGUGACGGAGUCUUUCUCACCGCCGGGCUUCACGGCGAUAUCAUCAUUUGGCGCUGGGGGGCCUCUGCUGGGCCCAGUGUCAGCCCCUUCGCACCGGGAGCGCCGGGAGCACCGGGAGCACCGGGCUGCGGCGGUUGCGGUGGCUGUGGCGGCUGCGGGAUGGCGGCUAACGUCUUUGGAGCGCCGGGAGCGGGUGGUGGUAUGAUGAUGUGA